This is a messenger RNA of Elgaria multicarinata webbii, 500 nucleotides long. RefSeq names its product ATP synthase membrane subunit f (gene ATP5MF). The transcript has 4 exons. The record is from RefSeq and is a predicted model, not a curated record. The coding region runs from base 82 to 351 and encodes 89 amino acids. Gene Ontology annotation, biological process: proton motive force-driven mitochondrial ATP synthesis. Gene Ontology annotation, molecular function: proton-transporting ATP synthase activity, rotational mechanism. Lineage: Eukaryota; Metazoa; Chordata; Lepidosauria; Squamata; Anguidae.
UCUUCCCGUGAGGCCUUGCGCGCGGCUUUCUCCCAGGAGCCCUUGCGCGCGGAUCCCCGGAUACUCCUUGGCAGCGGCAAGAUGGCGGACCGUCCAGUACCCAUUAAAGAUAAGAAGCUCCUGGAUGUGAAAGUGGGGCAGCUGCCAACGUGGUUAGCAGCACGAAAUUACAGCCCACAAGGGAUAGUUACAAGUUGUCGAGGAGGUUAUGACAGAUUUGUCAAUAAGUACAUUAAUGUGAAGAAAGGAGGCAUUUCAGGCAUUGCCAUGAUGCUAACAGGCUACGUGGUCAUGAGCUACAUCUGGAACUAUAAACACAUUAAGCAUGACCGAUGGAGAAAAUAUCACUGACACUCGAUGGACCAGAAGAAUACAAGUUACCACUUUUUGACUGGUAACAGAAGACUGCUUCAACCGAAGAUGGCUUGACUCUUAAAAGUGGAGUUCUCGUCUAGAAUCGUAAUUGUAUUCCAAGACCAAUAAUAAAUUACUUACUAUCA